GGUGUAACAGAAAAAGGCCGGAAGAGGACUUGACCGCGGGAAACUUAACCAACAUGGCGCCCGCAGAAGACAAAUAAAACUGUUUUUCAUCUUUUAUUAAGAGAUACACUCUUACACGGGCCCGAAGUGGGACUAAAGCAGACCCAGGAUGGAGACGAGAGUCGUCUUUGCGUUUAAGACAGAACACACAGAUGUGGCCCCUGAUCACUCUCACCUAGAGGAGAGGCAAAUCAAACAGGAGGAGGAGACAGGAGUGAAGGAGGAGAGAGGAGAGAGGGAGCAGAGGGAAGAGCAGGAGGAGAGGGGGAUCAAACAGGAGGAGGAGGAGAAGGAGGAGAGAAGGAAAGGAGGAGUGAAGGAGGAGAGAGGGGAGAAUAGGGGGAAAGAGGAGAGAGAGAAAGAAGUGAAAGAGGAGAGAGAGGAGAAAAGGGUGAGAGAGGAGGAGAGCGAGAAGGAAGGAGUGAAGGAGGAGCAAGGGGAGAAAAGGGUGAGAGAGGAGGAGAGAGAGAAAGAAGGAGUGAAGGAGAGAGGGGAGAAAAGGAUGAGAGAGGAGGAGAGAGACAAAGGAGUGAAGGAGGAGAGGGAGGAGAAAAGGGUGAGAGAGGAGGAGAGAAGAUUGAGUGAGGAGAGAGGGGUGAGGGAGGAGAGAGGGAACUUAGUGUGGACAGAGAAUAGAGAUGAGGAAAAUGCUAAACCUGAAGAGGCAGGAAAUGACGUCAUUCCCGAAGCCCCAUCCCCAGUGACAUCACAGCUCAGAACGCGGGCCGAGUACAGGUGCAGUGUGUGCGCACGAACGUUCCGGAAGAAACGUGACUUGGUGGGUCACAUGACACGGCACACGGGACAGAAACCAUUUAAAUGUGAUGCGUGUGGGCUAGCCUUCUGUCGGACUGAGACUCUGAGGAAGCAUAGACCCAACUGCAGCGGCUCUGAGGGGCUGUUCACCUGCAAGGUCUGUGGGCGGAGCUACACACACCGCGGUUAUAUGCUCAUGCACAUGAACUCCGCCCACACAGACCGCCGCCUCACGUGCACGGUUUGCGCGCGGACGUUUGUCCACAACUCUCAUCUGCUCAGCCACAAAUGCUUCCAUGUGAGGGAGAGACCGGCAGAGGAGGGGAGACUGGAGGGAGGAGGAGACAAGGGGGUAGGAGAUGUGGAGGAGUGGCUAGGAAGUGAGUUCAUAGCAGAGAGACAAGGGGACGAGGGGCUAGGAAAGGACUUAGGAAACAGGGUACAAAGUGAGGAGUUAGGAGGCAAGGGGCUAGAAGAGAUCGGAGGAGCUGAUGGCAGAAGGGACAAAGGAAAUGAGGAGACAACAAGAGGAGACAAGGAAGAGACGAGCAAACAGAAGAAAAAAGAGUCCCAGUUCGUGUGCAGUUUUUGUGGUAAAGUCUUCACUCAAAAUGGCAGCUUGUACCGGCACACACGCAUCCACACAGGCGAGCGCCCACACGCCUGUCCUCUGUGCGGUAAAACAUUCCCGUGGCCUGCCGACCUCAAACGGCACCUGAGGUACCACUCAUCUGAUCGGCCGUACGUGUGCGAGGUCUGUGGCCGCGCCUUCAUUGCUAAUGAGGCUCUGAUCUCCCAUCGGCGCACACACAGCGGCACCAAACCUUUCACCUGUACAGUCUGUGCCAAAGGCUUUACCAGGAGGCACCAGCUACAGGAACAUCUCAGACUGCACACUGAGACCAGAGAGUACCGCUGUGACCUGUGCGGGCACCUCUAUCGCAAACAGGGGGCGCUACACAACCACCUGCGAAAGCAGCACGGGAUACUGCAGGGGGAGGAGGGGGAGCACGGGGUACAGCAGGGAGAGGACGGGGAGGGUGAAGAAAGAGAGAAGGAGCAAGAGGUGAGAGAGGGAUAGGAGAAGAGGAGGGAAAGGGGGAGGAACAGAGGGGGUUAAGAGGAGGAGCCCCCCCCCCAUCUUUUUACUU
This is a messenger RNA of Periophthalmus magnuspinnatus, 1946 nucleotides long. RefSeq names its product zinc finger protein 3 homolog. The record is from RefSeq and is a predicted model, not a curated record. The transcript has 5 exons. Bases 149 to 1876 code for a protein of 575 amino acids. Lineage: Eukaryota; Metazoa; Chordata; Actinopteri; Gobiiformes; Gobiidae.